Messenger RNA from Cylicostephanus goldi, 3789 nucleotides. The record is from the annotation of a GenBank genome assembly. NCBI's taxonomy places the organism in Eukaryota, Metazoa, Nematoda, Chromadorea, Rhabditida, Strongylidae.
CUGGUAGAUAGCCUUGUUGACACUUUAUCAGAAGACCAAGAAAAUACAACUCAAGAAUACAUUGAAGUUGCGCAUGCAGUUAUUGACCAAGCGCAGAGUUUAGCAAUCCAGUUGGAAGCGCUAGCGCAUAGUACAAGCAAUCAUGAGUCCCCGGGUACGGUAGCGGAAAAUAGAGGGAAUGGUGGAAUGGGGCAGGCAAGCAUAGAAAGGCCAAAGCUACCUGCGAUUCCAAUACCCAUCUUUUCCGGAAAAUCGUGGGAAUUUACUAAUUUCUGGACGCUUUUUGAAGCAAAUGUAAAUUCUCAGGCACUAUCCAACUUACAAAAAUUCAACUAUCUUUUGAGUGCGCUCCGGGGAGAAGCUCUAGAAUCAAUAAGGCGCUAUCCAGUAACCGAAGAAAAUUAUGACCCGGCCAUACAAUUACUCAAGAAAAAGUAUGGAAAUGAUUCGCAACUAAUCUCGCGCUCACUGUCUAGACUUGAAAAUAUCAAAGCACAAAAUCAAUCAAUCACUGCGCAAAGACAACUUCUUGAACAUAUCAUUCCUCUAAUCACACAACUACAAGCGAAAAGCGUGAAUUUAAAUGGCUCAUUUAUAGCGCACAAAAUACUCUCGAAAUUUGCGAUCAGAAUUCAGCGCAAAGUCCUAGAGAAUAGAGUACAUGAAAGAACGAAAGAAGCAGAUUGGAAAAUGAAGGAAAUUAUUGACGAGUUAGAUGAAAUCAUAUCCACAGAAGAGCACAUAAAUGAAAUGUUGCAGAUCACUGAAAUAUACCCUAAAAAAUCAGAAAACUACGUCCUACGUCAAAAUACAAGUCGCGCUAGCAAACCGCCAUUCCCAUGCAUGUUUUGCGCGUCAUCCGAUCACACAGCUUUGAACUGCACAAAGUAUGCCACAUUAUCGGAGCGGCGAUCAGUAUUUCAACAAAACAAUAAAUGCCUCAACUGCGGCAGACAAGGGCACUUUGCAAACGCCUGCACUAGAGAGGGAUGCAGAUCAUGCGAAGGCAAAAAACAUCACUAUACUCUUUGCCCCCAAAAACAGAAAAAUAGAACCCCAUUUCCCAGGGCUCCAAAUUUUUCAAGCUUUAGCAACAAUAACAGAAACCAAACAAAAGAAAGGGGCAAGAAACCAGAAAACAAGGUUCGGGCGCAAGUAGUGCAAACAAAUAUUGAUGAUAAUGCUGACCUCAAAAAGAAGGAAAGCAACGAAACUAUGGUUUUUCAUUGCGAGGAGCAUGGAAAGCAGGUUUUCAAUGCUCAGGUCUUAUUAUUGACUGGGAUAGCCCGAGUAAAGGAUAUGGAGUCAGGAAAAUGGAAACAUGUGGAAGUACUUCUUGACACGGGGGCGGACCAAUCGUUUAUAAACGAAAAGCUAGCGCACGAUUUGGGAUUACGCUGCAAGGAAACAAAAACAUUCACGAUGUACACAUUUGGCGCCAAGAAUCCGACAACGACAACGUGUGGAGUGACAACGGUAGAUCUUUUGGAUCAAAGAGGGGAAAAACACAAUAUGCAACUAUGCGUGACACCGGCACUGAUGAGUCAGGGAAAAGCAGUGGACCUCUCCCCAAAAGAUGCCGAGUUUAUCGCCAAGCACAAGAUAACCUUGUCAAAAGGCAAUCUUAAGAAAGAUUUUGUACCUCAAAUCCUACUCGGCUGUGACCAGUUAUGGGAACUAUUAGAUAGCACUCGUCCCCAAUACACCUUGCCUUCAGGAUUGAAACUUAUCCCGUCUAGGCUAGGCUACUUGCUCACAGGAAAACAGGACGACAUGCAAGGUAUACAUUGCGCAUUUCCCACAGUCAACGCAGUGAAUAUUUUCAUGAAUUUCGAAGAAGAGCUAGCAAGAUGGGAUAAGUAUUGGACAAUCGAUUCGGCGGGGAUUUAUGAGUACAUGGGCACAAAAAAUGCAGAAAAGGAAGCAAUCAACAAAAAAGUGGCAAGCUUUUUUGAACAGACCAUUGAGAAACGAAGGGAUGGGUACUACGUGCGUCUACCCUAUAAAGAAAACCACCCUUCACUUCCAUCGAACAAGGCGAUUGCUUUGAAAAGACUACAAAACUCGCUGGAAAUGUUGAAGUCGAGGCCAGAACUUUUGGAAAACUACGACCAAACCUUCAAAGACCAAGCAGAAAAGGGAAUUAUAGAAGAAAUUCCCAAUGAUAAAGCGCUUGAAGGAAAAAUCCUACAUUACAUCCCCCACCAGGCAGUUGUGACACCUCAUAAGGAGACAACAAAACUGCGCAUUGUCUUCGACGCAUCGUCUCAUUACAGAGAAUGUCCAUCUUUAAAUGACAUUCUUCACCAGGGCCCUCUAAUCCUGCCCGAAAUAUAUGAGAUGCUAUUGAGGUUUCGCGCGAAUAGAUACGUACUAACCGCAGAUGUGGAGAAAGCGUUUCUCCAAGUGCGCUUGAAUGAAUGCGAUAGAGACGCGACACGGUUUUACUGGGUUCGAAAUACUAGCGCUCCGGUAGAUGACAAUAAUAUAGUCACUUACCGCUUCACAAGGGUGCCGUUUGGUUUAAACGUAUCACCGUUUCUAUUGGCAGCAACCGUCAACCACCACUUACAGAGCAUAAGCGCAAACAAAACCCUGGCGGAAGAAAUAAAGAAAAACCUUUACGUUGACAAUAUCAUAUUAGGCGCGGAAUCAACCGAAGAAAUACAAAAGAAAGCUGAAGAUGCUCGAGACAUUUUUACUGGAAUAGGCAUGAACUUGAGAGAAUUCCUCUCAAAUUCUGUUGCAGUGCGCGAAAAAAUACCAACCGAAGCCUGCGCGAAGGCUACGGAACAGAAAGUGCUCGGGAUAACCUGGAAAGCGCAAAGUGAUGAGCUAAUCAUGCACUGUAAGAUGGCUUCCACCUCUCUAGUCACAAAACGAGAAGUAGCAAGACAAAUUGCCUCCAUUUAUGAUCCGUUCGGAUGGUUGAUUCCUCUGAUAACGCGAGCGAAACACUUCCAACAAGAACUAUGGAAACAAAGAUACAGCUGGGAUAAAGCAUUACCAGAAAAUCUCGCCCAACAAUGGGAAGAUAUCAUUCUGAACGCAGAUGGGUUUCAGCGCAAAAUUCCUAGAAUGAUAUUACCAAAAUUGGAAAAUAUCAAACUGGCGAUCUUUGCGGAUGCGAGCGAAAUUGCUAUGGCAGCUUGCGCGUACAUUUUCGACCUGGGAAAUGCGGCCUUAGCUAUGGCAAAGUGUAGGCUACCUUCUAUAAGAUCUGUGUCAACAAUUCCAAAAAUGGAAAUGAAUGCGCUAACCAUAGCGGCACGACUCGCACUAUCCAUCCACAAAGCGCUGCUAGAAUGUAAAACAAUCAAUAAAAUUUCACAAAUCUACUUAUUCUCGGAUUCUCAGAUCGUUUUGAGUUGGGUUGCGAACACAUCUAGCGGUGCAAGCGCAGGGGUACUCAUCAACAAUAGAUUGAAAGAAAUCCGGAAAAUUGUACUGGCAUUGAAAGAAGAAGGCGCAGUAACGACUUUCAAAUACAUAUCCUCUAAAGAUAAUCCUGCGGAUGCGGGAACAAGAGGCUUAACUAAAACUCAGCUGGAAAACCACUUCUGGUGGCACGGUCCAGAAUUUUUGCGCACCCCCAUAGACACAUGGACCCUGCCCACCUAUGAAAUGGAACGACAAACCGACACAGAGACUCAAUGUUUUGGGAUCACAACAUCUCCCACAGCUGAAAUACAAGAUCAGCAAAGUGAUCUACUGGAUCUCAAAAGAUUCAGUUCAUUUGCAAAAGCCAAACUAGUCGCUAGAAAAUUCGAUGAGGCUCUUUCAAGAUAG